AUGAACUUCGUCCGAGGGUUCAGAAGGUCUAAGGAACCCGCCGUCCUCCCUCCACGGGCCUCCAGCAGCGCCCCUCCACCACAGCCAACCCCUAACGCUGAGUACGUACAAGUGGUGGCUUCUCCACUGGCUGAAGCGUUUAAAACGCUACAGGAAAUGUUCCCCGAUAUGAAAGUUGAGACCAUAGAUGAGGUGUUAAUCAAUAAUAAUGCUGCAUUGGAACAAUGCAUCGACGAAUGUCUUGCAAGGCAAGCUCAAGACGAUGAGGGACCGCCGCCCUCACGACCGAAUGGUCAAACACGAAAUGGUGGAAGAUAUCCGCAAACUCCACAGGCGCCCCGUGCGGCGCCAUUCAUCCAUCCCUCUCGUGAAUCGUCACCAAGUCCUUCAUCGAGUAGCUCUUCGUGGUCAUCGCUGCUGCGUGAGAUGCUAGGAGAGAGUUCGACGCGAGCUAAGCCUGCCAGCCGAGAACAGUCGCCUCCCGGCGGCCCGGAGAUUUCCAAGGAGCCGAAUCCCAGCGGGAGUCGACUGAUUUCCUACGACAGUGUGGCGUCAGAUUUUGCUGCUGUUGAUGAUAAUAGUGACUUUGGUGGAAAACAGGUCGAGGAUAAGGAGGGAGGCGUCGGUCUGGAGGGUAACGAUGCGUGGGAUGACUGGUUUGGGUCCAAGGUUGAUGUGCCUGGCCACACUGGAGAAGUGAUCGUCCCACCGGCUGAUCCCUCUGAGGUGUACUCGAUGACUCGCCAUGAUUCCCUUGUGGAUGAGGGAGGAAGUCCGAAGAAGACGGAACGGCUUUGUAAAGUUUCGAAAGAUUGAUUUUACUCCAUACCGGUGAGACCGGCGAUUCGUCCCUUUGUCAUUUUCGUCGAACACUUUGAGGUUU
Perkinsus marinus ATCC 50983 is the source of this 883-nucleotide messenger RNA. RefSeq lists its product as hypothetical. Bases 1 to 816 code for a protein of 271 amino acids. The record is from RefSeq and is a predicted model, not a curated record. NCBI's taxonomy places the organism in Eukaryota, Perkinsozoa, Perkinsida, Perkinsidae. Gene Ontology annotation, molecular function: ubiquitin binding. The transcript has 9 exons.